AAUUCUCAGAUUUACAACUUCACAAAAUUCACAAUGACAAUUUGAUUCAACCAGCUGUGAGAUAUUUAUAAAUUGCGUCUUAAUUAUACAUUUAAUCAUCUUCUAACUAUUUGUUUACCAAUAAUAUUUCCUGUAAUAUCAUAUAGUUACGAGGAACAGUUGAAAAAAUGUCUUACGCCUACCUCUUCAAAUACAUCAUCAUCGGAGAUACAGGUGUUGGCAAAUCAUGUCUACUACUACAAUUCACAGACAAAAGGUUCCAACCUGUACAUGAUCUCACAAUAGGUGUGGAAUUUGGUGCUCGCAUGAUCACUAUUGAUGGCAAGCAGAUCAAACUGCAGAUAUGGGAUACAGCUGGUCAAGAAGCAUUCAGGUCAAUCACGAGAUCGUACUACAGGGGCGCGGCUGGCGCUCUUCUAGUAUACGACAUCACUAGGAGGGACACAUUCAACCACCUGACCACUUGGCUCGAAGAUGCGCGUCAGCACUCUAACUCGAAUAUGGUCAUAAUGUUAAUUGGUAACAAGAGUGAUUUAGAGUCGAGGCGUGAAGUGAAGAAAGAGGAAGGCGAGGCAUUUGCGCGUGAACAUGGCUUGGUGUUCAUGGAGACUUCGGCUAAGACAGCCGCCAAUGUGGAAGAAGCAUUCAUAAACACAGCCAAAGAGAUCUAUGAGAAAAUCCAAGAAGGUGUUUUUGAUAUCAACAAUGAGGCAAAUGGUAUCAAAAUCGGGCCACAGCACUCGACGAGCGGUGGGGCGAGCGGCGCGGGGGGUGCAGGCGCGGCGGGCGCUGCUGGCGGUGGCUGCUGUUAGGUGCUGCACUGCACACACUGAGCGGGAGAGCUGCCUACUAGCAAGGGCUGAUGAGGAGGGGUGCAGCUGUGUGCAACGAACAAUGAAACGGAACUUACUGUAUGCCGGAUUAUUAGAUUUAUUUUGUAUGCUGCAGAAUAGCUUAAAUCUGAACUCACUAUUAUACUAAUGCCUCUUGGGCAUAUUUGUAAUUCAUAGAAUUAGUCAGUCUUAUUAAGAACAGAUCUAAAUAUUUCCAUCUAAAAAGCCACCUUCCAUAAUUUCACAAACUCGCCAUUUCAAAGGUGCUAACUUUAAUAAUUUUCAAUAGAAUUAGACUUUCAUUAAAAUAUAUAUUACAUUGUUUUUAAUAAUAAAAAUUCCACCAACUUUUUACUAAAAAGAAUUUUAUUUUUAAAUUUACAGUGGCACUAGUUUAUGCCUCAAUAAAUAAUAUUACAUUUAAGCGCAUAAAUAAGUCGUACAGUUCAUACAUACAGCAGAACCAUUUCAUUGAUAUAUAUGUUAAUAUGACCAAGGUGUAGAACAUGUAGAAUGGAUAACCCAUAAAAUUUAAUAGUCAACUCAGAUAUAUACACGCCUUAAAGUACCUAAUUAAGAAGAAUUAAAUUGUUACCAAUAGUUUCAAUGCUCACAUGAAACCGAUCAUAACAUUAUAUUAGAACUUUCACAAAUAUAAUAAAAUGCUUUAUAAUUUUGUGUGUAUGCAAAUUGUGUACAUUUUAUUUGCAAUGUCAUUCAUGGAGGUAUCACAAUAAUAUGGCAUUUAUUUAUAAAAAGUACAUGAGUGUUGUGUAAAACUUAGUAAUUGUUGAUGUUGUUUCGUUCAUAUUUUAUUUUGUCGAUUGAUACGAAAGGAAUAUAUAAAUAUGGGUAUUUGAUAUAAACAUUAUUAUGAUUAUUGUGUAAUAAUUAUUUAAAAAUGGUUAUUGUAAUGGGAUAUUGUCAUUUCUAAUAUUGACAAUAUUCAAUUAUUUUACGUUUUCCAUCUCAAAAUAAGUCGCUGUAAGAUCUAAAAUAAAUAUAAUAUAUUUAAAGAAGGAAAUCUUAUUUUUAUUAGUUUGAUCUCUAUGGAAGUGAAUACUGAAACAUAUUUAUUAUUGAGAGAAUUGUAUCGUAACAUCCGACCUUUUUUACCUUGCAUAAUAUAAUUUUUGUUUGGAAUUAAAAUAUUUUGGCGACAUAGUAAUAACAAUCUUCCUUUAUUUGUAGAUAUUUGUAUGCUUUUAGGUGGUGGCCUAUUGAAUAGUUUGCACAAUGGAAAUUAUAUUAAACAGAUGAAACAUUUUGAACUUUCAAUUAUAAAAUUAUCAAAAGGACUGCUUGCAAGGUAAUAAAAGACAUGAUUACAAAAUAGGUUAUUUUUAAGUUUAGCACAUUGUAAUAUGGUAAAGUAUUUUGUAAGGUUACAAUAUGCAAACACAUUUAUAAGGUGUAAUUCAUGAGAGUAAAUGUUGAAAAACAAA
This is a messenger RNA of Galleria mellonella (greater wax moth), 2278 nucleotides long. RefSeq names its product ras-related protein Rab-2A (gene Rab2). The record is from RefSeq and is a predicted model, not a curated record. Gene Ontology annotation, cellular component: Golgi apparatus. Lineage: Eukaryota; Metazoa; Arthropoda; Insecta; Lepidoptera; Pyralidae. The transcript is spliced from 6 exons. Gene Ontology annotation, molecular function: GTP binding; GTPase activity. Bases 168 to 812 code for a protein of 214 amino acids.